GUUUUCACAACAAGCUCGGCGGCGGUCGUACAUCACUGAUCUCUCUAUGCGCUGAUAUCUCUAUCCUCCGCUCUACUGAAGUCAUUCUGCUGGCAUUCACUCUGACGGGCUUCUAUAGACGAGAACUGCACGGUCGUGAACGACUCAUCAGCGCAUGCUGAUUUUUCCCAUAGCCGUCCAAGAAGACCCACUGAGGACGGACGAAGUGCUUCCAGUAUGAAGAUACAUAACCUCAGCGCAACCCUCGCAUCCAUCGCCUGGACAUAUCCUUCGCCGCCGACCUGCGCCUUUGGUAUCUUCACUUCAAAGUCUGCUCAUGUCCGAGGCACCCGACCGUACCCAAUCAUUUACGGGAACCCCGCCCUGGGGCACGGGAACCCCGCCUUGGGGCUCGGGCCCACCGCCCUGGCUGCCUAGUGCUACCUGGACUUCCUCUGGCUCCGCCGAAACGAGCACUUCAUCUACCAGCGCGAACUCCUCCCCACACGCCCACCUUGGCGCGAUAAUCGGCGGCUCGGUUGGUGGUGGGCUCGCCCUUGUUCUGCUUGGUGCGCUCGUCUACGUAUGUCGCCGCCGACGUCUGCGCAAAGCCCUCGCUCAGGACGCAUCCGCUGCGCCUUUCACUGUGCCGCCUCCACCAUCGCGGGCUGAAAAGACACGUCGGGAUCCUGACGUUGAGCGACAAGCCAGUGGCAGCUGCACUCCGGGGUAUAUGUCGACUCCUCCUAGCACGCAGGAUCAAGAACUUCGCAACGUCCUGGCGCACAUGACUGCGCGAGUGCAGGUGCUUGAGGAGGAGCGGCUCGGAGGCCUGCAGGUUACGAACGAGGAUCCGCCGGAGUAUACGCCACCACCUGGAACCCAGGUUUCCGCUAGGAUCGUUCCCGAGAAAGGAGAUUGGCAGGAUGGUCACAGUCGCUGAUAGGUAGACAAUGUAGUAUACCACGCUGCGUCGGCAAGGUAGACUGAACUUAUGGACACGCUGCGUGUGUCA
Schizophyllum commune H4-8 is the source of this 994-nucleotide messenger RNA. RefSeq lists its product as uncharacterized. The record is from RefSeq and is a predicted model, not a curated record. The transcript is spliced from 3 exons. The coding region runs from base 317 to 922 and encodes 201 amino acids. NCBI's taxonomy places the organism in Eukaryota, Fungi, Basidiomycota, Agaricomycetes, Agaricales, Schizophyllaceae.